AUGGCGCUCUCCAGGUCCCUUUUCCACCUCAAGUCCCUAAAACCCUACCAGCUCCGCCUCUGUCACCGGCUGCCGUCCUCCUUCUUCGCCAUCCGCCUCCUCUCGUUCGCCACGCCAGAGGAGGCUGCGGCCGAGCGCCGCCGCCGCAAGCGCCGCCUGCGCAUCGAGCCGCCUAUCUCCCCGGUCCGCCACUCGCAGUCUCCGCCACCGCAUCAGCGGGUUCCUAACCCUAGGAACCCUGCUGCGACUAAUCCCAAUGCCCCCAAGCUCCCCGAGACGGCGGCGGUGCUCACCGGCAAGCGGCUCGAGCUCCACAACAAUAUUCUCAAACUGAUCAGGGAGAAUGACCUUGAGGAGGCCUCUCUCCUCGUCCGUCAUUCGAUCUACUCUAAUUGCCGCCCCACGGUCUUCACCUGCAACGCCGUUCUCUCUGCCCUCAUCCGCCAGUCCCGCUACCCCGACAUGCUCUCGUUGCACCGCUUCAUUACCCAGGCCGGUGUGGUCCCGACCGUCGUCACCCACAACCUACUUCUCCAGGUCUACUGCGACUGCCGCAAGACCGACACUGCCCUCGAGCACUACCGGCUACUCGUCAAUGACGCGCCCUACAACCCUUCUCCCACCACGUACAGGAUUCUGGUGAAGGGCCUUGUGGAUAACUCCAAGGUCGAUCGCGCAGUGGAGCUCAAGGACGAUAUGCUCGCCAAAGGUGUGUGCCCCGCAGACCCUGUAGUGUACAAUCUUCUGAUGUCUGGUUUCAUCAAGAACGGAGACCCAGACAAGGCGCUGGAGUUGUACUCAGAAUUGAAGGAAAAAUUGGGGGGAGGAGCUAUCGACGAUGGUGUCAUCUACGGGAAUCUCAUGAAGGGCUACUUCAACAAAGAAAUGGAGAAGGAAGCCAUGGAUAUCUAUGAUGAAGUUCUGGGGCCUGAGUCUACUGUUAGAUUUGGGGCAGCGAGCUACAAUUCAGUCUUGGAUGCAUUAAGCAAGAACAGAAAAUACGACGAUUCGACAAGGCUUUUUGAUCGGAUGAUGUCCGAGCACAACCCGCCAUUGAAGAUUACAGUAAAUGUUGGGAGUUUCAAUGUCAUGGUGGAUGGUUUCUGUGCCCAGGGAAAGUUUGAUGAGGCGAUUGAGUUAUUCGGGAAGAUGGGUGACAUGAAAUGUACCCCAGAUACGUUGUCCUAUAACAACUUGAUCGAGCAGCUCGGAAGGAACACGAAGAUUUCAGAGGCAGAGCUUCUCUACCGGGAGAUGGGCGAGAAGGGGAUCACCCAAGAUGAGUACACAUAUGUUCUUUUGGUGGAGGCAUGUUUCCGAGUUAGUAGGGUGGAUGAUGCCACAGGAUACUUCGAGAAGAUGAUCGAAGCGGGACUGAGGCCUAAUGCAGCUGCAUACAACAAGAUGAUCGAGGGAAUGGUAAACGCAGGGAGAGUGGAUGAAGCAAAGGGAUUCUUUGAUAAGAUGGUAGAGAAGGAGGUGAAGCCAGAUGUUACUAGUUAUGAUCUGCUGUUGAAGAAAUAUUGUGAGAUGGGUAGGUUGGAGGAUGCACUAAGAACUGUCAAAGAUAUAGUUUUGGACGACAAUGUGUCUCUGUCUGAAGAGAUGAAGGAGAUGGUCGUAGAGUCUCUUAGGAAGGAAGGCAGGGAAGAGGAGCUAAACAAGGUUCUUGAAGAAGCAGAGAGGGAAAAGGCUGAGGCACUGGCCAGGGCAGCAGAGGAGAAGGCAAGAGCUGAAGCUGCAGCAAAGGCGGAGGAAGAGAGAAAGAAGGCCGAGGCCAAGGCUAAGGAGGAGGCAGCCAAAAGGGCAACCCAAGCUGCCAUUGAGGCUGUUCUUGGAAAGAAAAAUGCAUCUGCUAGCAAUGAAGAACAGGCCGAGGUAAGCCCGUCUUUGAACGAGGCUGAUCCUUCAAAUGGCAGCACAGAUUUGUCGAGCGACAAAGGGCCAGUUGGGGACAUCAAUUCUGAUGCACAGUUGACUGCCUGA
Molecule: messenger RNA, 1986 nt
Organism: Spirodela intermedia
Lineage: Eukaryota; Viridiplantae; Streptophyta; Magnoliopsida; Alismatales; Araceae
Source: the annotation of a GenBank genome assembly